This is a messenger RNA of Adineta steineri, 345 nucleotides long. The record is from the annotation of a GenBank genome assembly. NCBI's taxonomy places the organism in Eukaryota, Metazoa, Rotifera, Eurotatoria, Adinetida, Adinetidae.
AUGACACUCAUGGCUCUAUUACAAAUAAUUAAUGUCCUAGUCUUUACAACUCCCUUUAGCAUAACAAAUGCUUAUUUUCUUGCUAGAGCUAAUUUUUACAAGGACGCUUAUUAUCAAGCACAAGAACAAUUUGCUCAACUUUUCUUUAAUGUUUUUCUAGCUGGCCUUUAUGUGGGCUCCUUUUAUUGCUAUUAUAUCGGUUCGAAACAAUACAGACAACAAGUUUCGUAUGCCUUAAAGAAGGUGUUGAAAUGUGGAAAUCCAGAAAGAAAUCGUGUCAUGCCACUUGGAGAAAAUUUCUGCUUGGCAACAACACGCCAACUCCAAGCAGUAUCUCUCCAUUAA